This is a messenger RNA of Hydatigera taeniaeformis, 885 nucleotides long. The record is from the annotation of a GenBank genome assembly. NCBI's taxonomy places the organism in Eukaryota, Metazoa, Platyhelminthes, Cestoda, Cyclophyllidea, Taeniidae.
AUGGACGGGGUUUCCUCGUUGGAGGAGUUAAUGGAGUGCAAUAGCUAUGUUAGGGGGCGCUUUUUGUCAUGUCAAAAUCGUCUUUUCGUUAUUCUCUGGGGGUCUUUUCAAAAGGCAAUUUCUGGCCUUGCGCGGUUAUACAAAGAGAAACUUGAUAAUCGCUGUGACAAUCAAUGUCUUCUUCAAGCUCUCUAUCGCAUCGAGUCAUUCUAUCAGAUGUCCCAAAAUCUUUUAAAGUAUGCCAAAAACUUUGGCAUCACCUUAGGUUAUAAUUGUCGCAGACUUUUGCUUCGUGACGCUCUCUUUUCUUCUUCUUCUAAUGAUCUCUGCGCGUAUGACGUUUAUGCGGCCGUUCUGCAGCCUUUUAUUGUUGGUGGUGUAUUAACACAUGGUCACAAGCGGAAAAGAGUUCAACGUUGUAAACGUUGCUUUAAACGGCGUCGUCGGUUGUCGAUCAAGCGCUGUUGUGUUAUUUCUCCUGAAAAUGAAAGGAAAAUAAACCAGGUUAUGCAACCAUUCCUUAAUCAUUACGACUUAUCCACUUCGGCUCUUGAUGGUCAUGGCAACUGGACCGUAUCCAUCAGUGGUUUCUCAUCCCCAGCGCCUCCAGCUCUUGGUAAUUGGAGGUCUUUCCUUUCCACUGAAGCUGCUGCUUCCGUUGACACAUUGGAAUUAAUAAUGCCUUCUGUGAAUGAGCUGCAGCUGCCUCUCUCUCCGAAUCAGUCCCUAAUACUUUCACGAAGGAAGCGUCGUUUGGGUUUUACGGAUGAUUAUCAUCCUUACAGUCUCAUCGAUUCAAUGUCAAAAUUUUGCUUGCAUUCAAAUUCAAAGAUCCAGUGCCUGGAAUCUGUGAUCGACGCUGACAUCCGCGAGGAUAUCCCAUGA